AUGGCCGACGCCGGACAGCAACGACCUCUCACAGCUUUCGCUCCGCCGCCUCCUUUGUGGAAACACUUCACGCCGGAUAAUCUCAAAAAGCUAGACGAGAUCAAGAAAAAUGCAUCCAAAGGCGAGGACGGAAAACCGCAGAAGAAGAAGUGGACGCCAACUGAAUUGCGGGCUCUCGACGUACCACCAGAGCUUCAUUUUCUCGUUCCGCCAGAGAUACCCAAAUCAGGCCAUUACAGUGUAUUCGGAGAACUACAAAGCCUCUCCACGGCUCUCCCUUCCCUCCAAGAUCAAGGCAUUACACAGCUUUAUCCUUCCCCGCCGACAGGUGACGCCGACCGGGAACAGCCCUCAGAGCCUUCCCAGCCACUGAAUCACGCGUAUUAUCUCCUCAAGAUCAGCAAAUCGUUGCUUCUAAACUUCCUGGAAUUCGUGGGCAUUCUUUCAGUAGCCCCUGAGCAGUUCGAAUCCAAAGUGGAGGACUUGCGCAAUUUGUUCAUCAACGCGCAUCAUCUUCUGAACCUGUAUCGACCUCACCAAGCGCGGGAAUCUCUCAUUCUGAUGAUGGAGGAACAGCUGAGUCGCACCAGGGAGGAGAUUCAGCAAAUGGACAAAUUAAAGGAGGAAAUUACUGGGGCCCUCGAACAACUGAAGAAGGACGGGGUUGACGUGGACGCAGCACCCAUCGAGGCUCCUGAUAAUGACACGAAGAAACCCAAUGUCUCAGAAGAAAAAGCAAUUGAAGAUACGCGCUUGGUCUGGGAACUCUUGGAUGAAAACAAUUGA
Molecule: messenger RNA, 786 nt
Organism: Aspergillus oryzae RIB40
Lineage: Eukaryota; Fungi; Ascomycota; Eurotiomycetes; Eurotiales; Aspergillaceae
Gene: med7
Product: mediator complex subunit MED7
Exons: 2
Coding region: 1-786 (261 amino acids)
Biological process (GO): regulation of transcription by RNA polymerase II
Cellular component (GO): mediator complex; core mediator complex
Molecular function (GO): transcription coregulator activity
Source: RefSeq, a predicted model, not a curated record